AUGGCGUCUAGAGAUAGCCCACAAUGGCUCUUUAUCAACAGUGAUGCUAACCAUAUGAAACGAGAUGACAGCGAGAUCUUUCAGAUCAACUCGUACAUGAGCAAGACUCGUCGCAAAAUCAAUCGAGCAUUGAGACAGAAAGAACUUGAGCUCAAGACCGGAGAAUCGGCUGAGACUGCUGGAGGCGGUCAUCAGAACGUAGUACCAUACCAUCCCCAGACACAUGCCGCUGAGAGGCAAACAGCGCUUCCACAAGUCAUUGUUUUCAGAAAUCCAGCGCAGUCCAAGCGAAAGGCAAAAAACAGGAGAACGGAAUUAUUUCUGAAUCGGCCGAGCAAAGAGGCGAAUGUCGUUGAUGACGAUGCUCAGCAACUGCCCUCUUUGAGGACAUUGAUUGGAGACGGACCUCGCGGGGACCCGUUUGCGAUAUAUCCUGUUAAGGCAACCCCGACUGUGCAAAGCGCUUUCGAUUACUAUGCUUCAGUGUAUGCUCCACCAGCAAUUGAAUCGCUAUUAGGCUCACCCGGGAAUCCACCCUAUACCGCAUAUUUUCAGAUGAUACUGGGUGAUGUACUGCUCUUCCAUGUUGUUAUUGCGUAUACACAGAUCCACCAAGAACGCCUCCGUAGUGGCCAAGCGAAAUGGAGUCCUCAUUUUGCCUUCCAUUCUCAACGGGCUUUAGAAAUCCUUCACGACCGAAUAGUCAAGAAUGAAAACUGCACCAGUGAUGCGACCGUCUUGAGCAUCAUUAUGUUGGCAGGUUGCGCGGGGAUGCUGGCGGAUUUUAAGGGGAUUCAGGUCCAUGCUGGGGGCCUCCGGAAAAUCGUGGCAAUGAGAGGUGGCCCCAAAACUCUUGGAGUGGACAGAGGGCUGGGCACUUACUUGAGGACCCGAGUGCAACAGGUCGAGCAUGGUUACAGUGCAUGGGUUAAGCAGCAAGAGGCCAUGAAAGCCCGGCUAAGGUAUCCUUCAUCGCCAGUCCCUGACGAUCUUCGGCAGAGAAUAGAGAAGUUGCCGCCCGGAUUCCGCAGGAUUUGUCUUACAGGCUCGAUCAACUUUCCUGUUAUCGACUAUUUAGAAAGAGCAAUCCAGGUCUUCCAUCCUCAAAACAGCGCGGACGCCGUCGACAUUUUGACGCUCUUGACUGAUGCGUACAUGAUCACUGAAACACCAGACCUCCAACUGGUGGAACGAAUGAUCAUGGUGCCGGUGUCGUAUCUUUGCCUUUACUGUGAUCGAAUUCAACGCGGUCACGGAAAUGCUCCCAAUGUGGCAGUCGUCGAAGGACAAGGAAGGAAACUAUGUGCAGUAUAUGAUUUGUCUGAAUGUGACAGCGACUGUUUAUUGUGGGCUGCGCUGAUGCUCCACGAAACAGCCUUUCCAGAUUCAGUGAUACACGAAUUUGUGAGCAGGGUUCUGGAUGCUGUUGACAUCAGCACAGAUAAACAGCGGGAGCUCGAAAGCUCGUUCUUGCCGAUGCCAUCGAGGUACAACUGGCUACAUCCUUCUUUGGGCCGAAUAGAGGAAGCAGUUACAGAGACCAUUGAUAGGGGCCGUUCGGAUCCCUGA
Rhinocladiella mackenziei CBS 650.93 is the source of this 1569-nucleotide messenger RNA. RefSeq lists its product as uncharacterized. The coding region runs from base 1 to 1569 and encodes 522 amino acids. The transcript has 4 exons. Lineage: Eukaryota; Fungi; Ascomycota; Eurotiomycetes; Chaetothyriales; Herpotrichiellaceae. The record is from RefSeq and is a predicted model, not a curated record.